Bombyx mori (domestic silkworm) is the source of this 3959-nucleotide messenger RNA. RefSeq lists its product as uncharacterized. The record is from RefSeq and is a predicted model, not a curated record. The transcript has a single exon. Bases 1756 to 3792 code for a protein of 678 amino acids. Lineage: Eukaryota; Metazoa; Arthropoda; Insecta; Lepidoptera; Bombycidae.
ACUGGCAACAUUGCCCGCGUAAACAUCGCUCGUACAUAAAUUAGCUUUUAAAAAUUGUAAACCUGUGAUUUUGUAAAUAUAAUCACUAAAAUUCAUUGUACCUGUCCUAAAUAUACAGUACAAGUGUUUUCGAUGACAGAAGAUAUAUAUAAGGGUGUUUCGUAAGAAAGAAACGUUUCGUCAACCUUACGUACAAAUCAGCUGAUUAACAGCUGUGUGUUGUUUACGUUACAACUAGUGAAGUAAAAGAAGUGAAGUGUUUACGAUAUCAAUGCGGCAGAAGAAUCUGAACUUGGCAGCAAUAUUGGGUGUUUUGUAGCUAUCAAGUGUCCCCGUAAAUCACACAUCCAUCUUCGUAAUAACGGGGUGGCUUGUGUGCAGCAUUACAUUUGACUACAAGAUACCGUCGAUCAAGAAAAAAAUAUUAUUGUCAAAGGAAUAAUUUACCAAGAAAUAUCAAUAUCAUAGGAACAUUCACUUCACGUGCAAGCAAUACGCCUGGUCUAGCGGUGUGAACAAUGAAAUCAAGUACGCAGUGAAGGAGUUACCGCGUUCGAGCCCAUGGUUAUAUUCGUCAAAAUGUCGUUUUCUAUUUUUAUAUUUAUUUAUUGUUUUUUUUUUUUUUAUUUAUUUAAAGAAUAAUUAAGUCAAUAUUGAUGUAAAAUUUUACAAAAUUAGUUUAAAUUUAAUUUUUUAAUUUGCAAAAUUGAUUUUAUUGACAUGAUUUUUAGUUAUUUUGGAUUAUUAUUGUUAUCAUUCAAAUAUAUUUUAUUGGUAUUGUUUUUAAUUUGACAUAUUUAAAUGGAAUUGUUAUAGCUUUAUUACUAUUAUCAUUUUCUAAUUUUACUUUUCUACAAUAGUUAUUAACUUAGUUAGCUACAUGUUAAAGAUUUUAUAAUAUGUUUAAAAUAAUAUGUCUCACUCACAACCGCUACCGCCAAAUCCGAAUACUUUUCCUGCUGGUCUUACUCAAUGUGACGAAUGUUUACGGUAUUUUAAAGGUAAUAGGGGUCUAAAAAUUCAUACAGGUAGAAUCCACAAAGCUGAGUCAGUUCCAAAUACCCUAUGUCCUGGUUCAUCGAGGGAUAAUAGGGUUUCCGUGGUCCCGUUAUGGAAGAAACUGAGCCUUUAUAAAAACAAUUCGCCGGUUGUUAAACGAGUUCCUCGUGGAGCCAGGGUUAUGGUGGCCGAGGAACUUAAAAAAACAUUGAUCAAGUUUUGCAUGACAAUAAUGUCACAAGUUGGGAAGAUCUUUUAUCAUUUGCAUAUAGAAUUUUGCAUGUAGAUAAACAGAGCAAUAACUCCCAUUCACUUACUAAAAAAAUUAAGGAUAAUUGUAAGAAUAAUUCUAAUAAGACUUUGUUGGAUGAUGGGGUAAAUUAUGACAAGCAACAGCGUCCAUUUAAUAAAGUUGCAAAAAUUGAGGGGAAAGUGAGUGAUGGAGAUUUAAAGGGUGCCUCACAACUAUUAUUUUCAUCAGAUUCUCUAGCUCCGAAUAAUGCCGACACUCUUCUGGCGUUGAAGUCGAAACAUCCUGCACCUUUAACACCUGUUAAUGUGCCGCCACCACAGUCGUCCACAACUUUGCCUCGUGUGUCUCUUGAUGACGUUCUCACCACAAUUACAUCUUUUAAAAACGGUUCAGCAGGCGGACUGGAUGGUCUAUCCCCGCAGCAUUUCAAGGAUUUAAUCAAUGUUUCUGCUGGUGAUGUCGGGCGGUCUUUACUUAAAAGUAUAGUCUCGCUUGUUAAUUUAAUGCUGGCGGGAAGUGUACCUGACAGUAUCGCUGAUAUUUUGUAUGGAGCGAAUUUGUGUGCUUUGAUGAAGAGAGAUGGCGGUAUUAGGCCUAUCGCUGUUGGCAGUACACUGCGCCGCAUUGUAUCCAAGCUUUGCUGCAAAGAGGUUCUGCCGAUAUUGAGUGGGAUGUUCCGGCCGAUACAGUUGGGCGUCGGUACAAAGAGCGGCUGUGAAGCUGCGGUACAUGCGGCUCGCACCUUUCUUAAGGGGGGUGGUGCCGAAGUAUUGGUGAAGGUGGAUUUAAAAAAUGCAUUUAAUUGUAUCGAUAGGAAUGCUUUUCUUAAAGAAGUGAAGGAACACAUACCAUCUAUCUACCCUUACCUUUAUCAAUGCUAUGGUAAUCCAUCUAAGCUGGUUUAUAAGGAGAACCUUGUGGAAUCAGCGACGGGUUGUCAACAAGGCGAUCCACUCGGUCCGGCGAUUUUUAGUUUGGGAAUACAUCCAGUUUUGAGGGAGCUGAAGUCCAGCCUAAAUUUAUGGUAUCUGGAUGACGGAACAUUGGGAGGGGACAUUUCCACGGUCUUAAAGGAUUUAGAAUAUCUAAAAUCUGCUUUGGCCAGUUUGGGUUUAGAGCUCAAUUUUGCUAAGUGUGAGCUUUUUAUCAAUGCCUCUUGUUGUUCCGUACCAGUUUCUGACGUUUUUGCAAAGUUUAAUACCGCAGCGCCCAACAUAAAAGUUGUUGAUGAGAAUUCUCUGAUGUUGCUGGGUGCUCCCAUUUUGGAUGGAUCGAUCGACGCGUAUAUUGAUGAGCAGAUUGAUAAAUUUUCUCAGUGUUCCAACAAUUUGUUUGAAAUUAACUCUCAUAUGGCUUUGUUCAUUAUAAGACACUGUCUAUUCGUACCUAAAUUUACAUAUGUGUUAAGAUGUUCUUUCUUAUGGAAACAUAAUAAUAAACUUAAUUCUUUGGAUGAAAUGAUAAAAGGUGUUCUGUGCAAAAUAAUUAAUUGUAAUUUGGAUGACCUCUCUUGGGAGCAAUGUGUCCUGCCAGUACGUUUUGGUGGUAUCGGCGUACGUAAAGCAUCAGCUGUUGCGUUGCCGGCCUUUCUUGCUUCUGCACACGCCUCCUGUCUCAUAGUCGGUAAUGUUCUCAACCCUUGUAUGGGUUCCGUAGAGAUUGUGGGUGUGUCGGAGGCUGGAUCGGCCUGGCAGUCUUUGUGUCAGGCGGAUUUUCCUACUUUACCGCAUUUGCAGCGUCUUUGGGACACUCCGCUUUGUCAACGGAUACAGCAACGGUUACUACAGUCAUAUGAUAACAGCGUGGACAUUGCUCGUUUUCGCGCCGUUACCGAAAAGGAAUCAAGUUACUGGCUUCAAGCCUAUCCAUCGUCCAACACAGGCACGUUGUUGGACAACAACGCUCUCUCGCUAGCUAUUGGCUUACGGUUGGGGGCCCAUAUUAACGUACCACAUUUCUGUGUCUGUGGCGAGUACGUCAAUGAGCUUGGACAUCACGGACUCUCGUGCCAGAAAAGCGCUGGGCGCAUUCCAAGACACGCGUCUUUAAAUGAUAUGAUAAGAAGGGCGCUCACUACAGUCAAUGUUCCGGCUGUCUUGGAACCCAUCGGAAUUUUGAGGUCAGAUGGGAAAAGGCCCGAUGGAGUCACGCUGAUUCCAUGGUCAGUUGGUAGGUGCCUGGUAUGGGAUGCUACUUGUGUGGAUACUGUGGCUCCCUGUCAUUUAGAUGGUACUUCGUCCCGCCCCGGUUCAGCUGCAGCUUCAGCAGAAAUUACAAAAAAGCGGAAGUAUUCGGGUUUGGGGUCUUCUUAUUCUUUUUUGCCUUUCGCGGUUGAGACGAUGGGCCCUUGGGGCCCUGAAGCAAAAAAUUUUUUAACAGAAAUCUCCAAACGCUUGAAGGAGGUUACACAUGAUGCUAAGGCUGGCUGGUACUUUGCACAGAGAGUAAGUCUGGCUGUCCAACGAGGCAACGUAGCCAGUAUCUUGGGGACUGUGCCUCCUUCAAGCGCGUUGGAAGAUCUGUUCUACUGUGUGGGUUGAGUUAUGUUCAAUUAUUUUGAUUUGACUUUUUGUUAAUAAAAAAUAAAUUUAUAAAAAAAUGAAUGAUUUGCAAACAAAACGUGAACAUACCAGCGAGCUUUUGGGGGCAUUCAUUUUUCAUUAUUAGAAUGAACAUUUUUCGCUCUUUUUAUUCGCUUUUAUUAGCU